AUGGAUCAAGAUGAUACCAAGUUUGAAAUAAUAGAUCAAAACAAUAUCCCCAUAAUUAUCCACCUACUAUAUACAAUAAGUCUAAAAUCAGUCCUAAACGAAAUUCCCACCGAGAAUUCACUAAAUCAAUCACAACCAAACCUACUAUCAGAAACAUCACAAGUACAUUUUUUCAGAUCUGGGGUGAAAAUACGACGUAAUAUAUACUUAGUUAAAUUGAAAUUUGGUCAAGAUGAUAAAUUUGAAAAAUUUGGAGUAUUGUAUCCCGUUGUAAACGAUAUAUUUGGGAUUUUCAGAGUUGAUUGUGAGAUACCAGAAACUGAUGAUUGUGAGGAAAUGCCAGAAAUAACAAAUUCUGAAGGGUUAUUUACAAUUACUAAAGAUAUGGAAUUGAGCAGAAACUUGAAUUUACCACAAGUUACAAGUUUUUCAAUGAAACCACCGAGUAAAGUUAUAAGAGAAGAAUUUCAAGAUCCCUUACAUUUUUUACAAAAUAGAUAUUAUCAAUCACUUUAUUCAUUAAAUGAACCAUUAGUAUAUUUCCCAAAGACUUCAAUUUCGAGAUUUAGAAAUAUCUGUGUUAAUGAAGAUCGAAUUAUUGAAAUUUUAUCUAGUAUGAUUAUGACUAUUGAGAGUUUUGAUUUGAGGUAUGAGGUCAAUUUUUUAGCUAAUUCGAAUACAAGUGAAAUUGAAUUAACUCAUAAGUUGCAUUUCAUGGACAAAAACGGAAUUAGAGUGGUUGAUGAUAAAAUUGAAGGAAUAACAACUGAUCAGCUACAGAAAAUUCUUCUAGAGUUGAAAACUAGAGAAGCUCAAUUGCAAAUUAUUCUCAUUUUCGAAUUACUUUUAACUAAAAAUAUAAACGAAGAAGAAUUUUUAUCUAAAAACUUAAAGAAACAAAACUCAAUUCAGAAAAAGAGUCAAGAAAGUCAAAAAAUAAAUUUAGUAAGAUCAAAGAAGAAGAAAACUGUAAAACCAAUUGUAAUGGAAGUUUUAUCAAACGAGUUCUUCACAUACAUAUAUAUGAACAAAAUAAUAGAUAGAUUAAACUUAUGGGAAGUAUUAAUCUCAAAUAAAAACAAAGACUCAAAAAAUAUUUUACCUCAUGUUUUAAUAUUAUAUUAUCACAAAAGUUUACCACAUUUGACAAAAUACGUAAUUGAAAAUUUAAAGAAUAUAAAUAUGAAACUAACAACGAGUUCAAAAAAAUCAAAAGCUGAUCUUCAUAAAGUAGAGAAAAAGAUAGAUAGACCAAAAUUGACAAAGAACAAUGACAAUGACCAAUUAAUCAAAGACAUUUCAAUAAGUUCAAUCAAAAGGUCGAAAUCAAACUUAGGACAAUCAAAAGAUUUAGACAAAAGGCAAAUUAAUUUAGAUUUAAAAUCACCAAAGACAAAAUCAAUAAUUGAAGAACCAUCACAAUUAAUUUUUAGUAAAGCUAAGAAAUCAAAAAGCAUCCCCAAUCUAUCAUCCAGCUCAACUACAUCCACAAACUUGGCUCAAUUCCAAUCAUUUUCACAGAUUCAAGCAACUCCAGCAAAACAAAGAACAAUAGAUUUAGCACUAGAGGUAUUCACACCAACAACCAACAAAGAUAAUGAGUUUGUAAAACCAACAACUAAAAAUUCAAUGACUUCAAAAUUACAAUCAAUAGCUCAACAUACUGAAGAAACUGAUGAUGAUGAUAAUGAAUUAGGUUUGGUGGUGAAUAGUUCACCUCAAAAAUCAAUAGUUAGUGUUGAAGCUACUCCCCAAAAACCAUCAAAUUCUUCCAAAAUGUAUCAAACAAUUGAAGCAACUCCACAACAAGGCAAAAAUAUAGAUGCAACUCCCCAAAAAUCGAAAGUAAUUGAAGCUACGCCAAAACAAACUAAAAUAAUCGAAGCAACACCACAAAAAGUUUUAGCAGCAACACCAAGGAAAAGAUUAAUUAAUGGAACUCCAAAACAAGUUGUAGCUACACCUUCUAUUAAAAAACCAACUUCAACACCAAAAACAAAACCAGGUGAUCCAAUCCCAUUAUCAAAUUCACCAAUUUACAACGCAUAUAAUUCUUCCAAAAAUUUAUUUAAUGAUGAUGACUCCAAUGACGAUAAUGACAUUAAUGAUAAUGACAAGAGUAAUAACAAUGAUUAUGAUUAUGAAUAUGAUUCUGAUGAAAUUUUAAAUCCUACAAAGAAAUCAAAAUCUACGUACUUUAGAAAAUAG
Lodderomyces jiufengensis is the source of this 2208-nucleotide messenger RNA. RefSeq lists its product as uncharacterized. The record is from RefSeq and is a predicted model, not a curated record. The transcript has a single exon. Gene Ontology annotation, biological process: DNA replication initiation. Bases 1 to 2208 code for a protein of 735 amino acids. NCBI's taxonomy places the organism in Eukaryota, Fungi, Ascomycota, Pichiomycetes, Serinales, Debaryomycetaceae. Gene Ontology annotation, cellular component: DNA replication preinitiation complex.